AUGGCUCCAGAGUUAAGGGUCUGGGAUUCAGAACUAUCCGGCCCGGCCAUUGCUCAACAAUACGCCACACCGGAUACAGAGAAUAGAGAUAUGCAUAGUCCUAUCGAUUGCUCUCAAUCUUUGAUAACUGGCAUCACCAAGAAAACAUUGAAUCAAACGUCCAUCCAUAUUUCUCCACGCAUACCCAUACCCACAUCCAUAUUUCUUAAAACACCAGCUCUCACAACCUUCCUCAAAGGCCUCUCGCCCAAAACCAGAUCAAGGCUCUGCUGCACCAACCCACAACAGCCAUCUCAAAAUAAAGAGGAUCCGUUCCUCAUUGCUGGCUGGAAUGCGGGUUCCGCUCGGAGAGCGAUGAGUCCAAUGACGGUUUGUGAACGAACAAUGGACGAGGAUUUUUGCCGUGGUGAUAUGUGGGAGCCUACCUUAGAAGGAGAAGAUAUGGGCGAGUGGGGAACGGGAGUGGGGAACGGGGGUGAAGAGCUGGAAGGGCACAAUAACUGGGACAGGGAUGGGGACGGGGAAGCGGGGAUGGAAUCACUAGAUAGAGAACAUGUGUCAGAAGCAAAGCCACUGGAAGCCAAGACAAUGACACUUACUUAA
Messenger RNA from Lindgomyces ingoldianus, 603 nucleotides. RefSeq lists its product as uncharacterized. Bases 1 to 603 code for a protein of 200 amino acids. NCBI's taxonomy places the organism in Eukaryota, Fungi, Ascomycota, Dothideomycetes, Pleosporales, Lindgomycetaceae. The transcript is spliced from 3 exons. The record is from RefSeq and is a predicted model, not a curated record.